AUGCAGCAAGCCGACGCAGACCCAAGCGACGAUAACCCCUCACCCUCAACACAAGGAGCAUCCGAGAGCGCCCGUCGCCGUCGCAGACGCACAGAAGAGACAGCCAUAGCGAACCCAAACUCGGGCGAAUCAGAGGACUCCGACGAUGGAGGAGAUGGCGAAACGCACGCCCCGAGCAGCGCGGACGUCAUGGUCAAGAAAAUGGUGCGGUUGGCGCUGGCGAGCGAGUAUUCGCGCGGUGUAAUCCGACGAACAGAUAUCAGUGCCAAGGUGCUGGGAGAGCAGGGGUCGAGGCAGUUCAAGGGCGUGUUUGAGGCCGCGCAGAAGGUUCUACGGGGGAAGUUUGGGAUGCAGAUGGUUGAGUUGCCGGGGAAGGAGAAGGUGACUAUCAGUCAGCGACGGGCUGCUCAAAAAGUGGAAAAGCCAUCUUCGAGCAAUAAAACCUGGAUCGUCACGAGUACACUUCCGCCCAAAUACCGAACACCGGAAAUCCUCCCCCCGACUAAAGCGCCCAUGGAAAGCUCCCUGACGGGCUUAUACACCUUUAUCAUUGCCGUGAUCUUGCUCAAUGGCGGAUCUCUUCCGGAGGCUAAGUUAGAACGGUACCUGAAACGGACCAACUCGGACACAUUUACGCCCGUUGAUCGGACGGAUCGGUUUCUCCAACGACUCUGCAAAGAGGGGUAUCUGGUGCGGAAUCGCGAGAUGGACGGCGGCGACGAGGUGAUUGAGUAUAUGGUAGGGCCGAGGGGGAAGGUCGAGGUUGGACCGCAGGGUGUAGCGGGGCUAGUCCGUGAGGUAUUCGGUCGUCAAGAUGCUGUCGAUGACAGUAGUGAUUUGACACCCGCUGAGCAGGAGAAGACGGAAGAGUUCGAGAAUCGGUUGGCGAGGAGUCUUGGGAUUAAAAGAUAUCAGAAACAGGACGAGGAUGAGGGGGGAGAUGAGGGUGGGAGCAGGAGUACACAAAGUCAACGGGGACAAUCCCGACAAAGACCUGCAGAUGAGGAGGAGGAAGAAGAAGAGGAAAGUGAUUGA
Messenger RNA from Aspergillus wentii DTO 134E9, 1035 nucleotides. Its product is annotated as MAGE domain-containing protein. The coding region runs from base 1 to 1035 and encodes 344 amino acids. Gene Ontology annotation, biological process: DNA repair. The transcript is spliced from 2 exons. NCBI's taxonomy places the organism in Eukaryota, Fungi, Ascomycota, Eurotiomycetes, Eurotiales, Aspergillaceae. The record is from RefSeq and is a predicted model, not a curated record. Gene Ontology annotation, cellular component: nucleus.